Molecule: messenger RNA, 1149 nt
Organism: Adineta ricciae
Lineage: Eukaryota; Metazoa; Rotifera; Eurotatoria; Adinetida; Adinetidae
Source: the annotation of a GenBank genome assembly
AUGAAUCCGACUCAAUGGUUGCUGUUAUGCUGCUUCGUAGCUUUUAUGGUACAUACUUCACAAGCUUGGGAUUGUUACGAGACAUGGAGCCGUUGUACACGCUGGUCCUCACCAGCGACUGGUAUUCUUUGGCAAGAUUGUAACAGUUAUUGCCAAGGUUGCUACAAUGCAGCGAGUGGAACUUGUCGCAAGGUAAAAACUACAAAGUGUCUUGGAAAGACGAUUGAAGCAUACCAAUGCCAAUGUUCAGGAAAGUGGAGUGUUUUACUUCUUGGUUUUUUGUGUCUCGCAUCGAAUUCUGUCCAAGGAUCGGCUCGUUGUCGUCGAGCGGUAUCAACAUGCAUUUUGACACCUGAAACAACUGAAGGCCCAUAUUCAUGGAACACAACUAUGAUGCGUCAAAAUAUCUCAGAAGAUCGUCCAGGCAUUCCAUUUCGAUUGUAUCUCACAGUCAUGAACAUCAAUACAUGUGAGCCAAUCGUAAAUGCAGCGGUGGAAAUUUGGCACUGUGAUGCACUUGGUAUCUACUCACAUUAUAUUCAAGCUAGUAACAAUGUACAAAAUCCUAAAACUGACAACUCCACCUAUCUUCGAGGUAUGCAAUUAACCAAUGCGAGUGGUGUUGCUACGUUUGAUACCAUCUAUCCCGGUUGGUAUACCGGUCGGGCCACACAUAUUCAUGUUCGUGUUCAUCUCAAUGGAGUGUAUGUCACAUCUACUGGAUACUAUUCCGACGGAAGUCUUGUGAAAACUGGUCAAUUAUUUUUUAAUGAUUCAUUGACAGAUUUAGUUGCACAACAAUCACCUUAUUCAACUCAUACAAUUACACGUACAUUAAAUAGUGUUGAUACAAUUUACCAAAGUAGCACAAUUACUUUGAUGGAUAUUCAAUAUGUCAGUUCAGCAGCGGGAUUAUCAGGUGGUAUGGUUACAUCAGCUACGCUAGGUGUGUCAUCGUCAUCGACGUCAUCAUCAACAACAACAAAAGCAUCCGCAAGCACAACUACUGCACGAGCAUCCAGCACAACGACCGCACGUACAUCCAGCACGACUACUGCACGAACAUCAAGAGCAACAACGACUACGAAACGUUCACAAACGGGUGGAGCGAAUAAUUCUAAUCGACCAUGGUGGCAAUUCUUCGGCUAA